This is a messenger RNA of Protopterus annectens (West African lungfish), 1421 nucleotides long. RefSeq names its product DSN1 component of MIS12 kinetochore complex (gene DSN1). The transcript is spliced from 11 exons. Gene Ontology annotation, cellular component: MIS12/MIND type complex. Lineage: Eukaryota; Metazoa; Chordata; Ceratodontiformes; Protopteridae. The coding region runs from base 123 to 1208 and encodes 361 amino acids. Gene Ontology annotation, biological process: cell division; mitotic sister chromatid segregation. The record is from RefSeq and is a predicted model, not a curated record.
CGCUUUCCACCCAGCUACUCGCGCAACUCGCUCAAAACCCGUUCACCACAAAGGAAGGAAGCGAAACGGAGUUAAAAGCCGAAACUGAAGGAGUUGACAGGUGCAUCCAGGUCUGUUUUUCUAUGGAAUCUGUGGACAAUGUGAACGCAAGUCACACUGCAGGCAGCAUGGAUGCCACCGGCAAAGGAAACUUGUCCAGUCUCAGAAAUGAAAAUGUCAUUGUUUCCAGUCCUCUACUUGGAACCAGAUCUGAUCAGAGAGCAGUGAUAAGUUUGGGAAACAGGGUUUCGCUUUGCCACAGUCCCAAGGAAGUUUCUUGCAGUGACUCUGUUCCCAAACAGCUCUCUCCCCAUAAGUCCAGUCCCAGGAAGCUCUCUCCCCAGAACUCCAGUCCAGGAACAAGCCCUAGUAAAGGAUCAUCUCUUUCCAUGAAGUACACUAGUAGCAGUCCACGCCGAAGACGUUGCUCUUGGCGCCGUUCAAGUUUAAAAGGUGGUAGACGUCGUAAGUCUUUGCCUCCAGUUUACCGUGAUGUCACAGAGCUCUGCAAGCAUAUCAGUUUGGAGCUGCCAGAAUCUGAAAGAUUGGCUGCUCUUGUCCAGUCUGCUUUCCAGUUUGCAGUUCAGAAAUGUAAGACGUCCUUGAAGAACGUUGAAGGGUUUAAUGAAAAGGAUUUUGAAAAGGAUGUUUCUUCAGUUUUAAAAGAAUUGAACUUUGAGGUAGAGAAAAUGAAACGAGAAGGAACCUUACAAAAAUGCACUGAACAAACAGGAGCUCCAGUGAAUCCUGAUGAGGAAACCUUAAUAACGCAGCUGAAGGAGCAGAAUGCAAGGUUCUCAUCCGAGUCCCUUCAGUGGAAUCAGCUCUUGCAGACCUAUCAGAACAAAGCAGAGGAGAUGGAAUGUGAUCUGAAGAAUGUCACUGCCAGUGGAAUUAGGAUCCCAAGUACAGCAGUACUUCAGAGCUCGCAGAAGAACUUUAUCCUGAACAAACCAAACUAUGCAGCCAUUUUGGCAAAUCAUACUGAAAUAUUUGACAGUAUUGAGACUGCGCUUGAUGAAGUGCAGCAGUGUGUUCAUCAGGUCCAUUCUUUUAUGAAGGACAGCGAAGAGUACCUGAAAAAGUCAUCUCAGCAGCUGGCAUCCUUUGCAUUUAAAGAAUUGGAGGACUCUCCACUGAAAAAAUGCCUUAGAGUGCGAAAGAAAUAACUUGAACAUUGGAGAACUGCACACAUUUCCACCUAUACAAAUACAUUAGAUGUGGCUUCAUUGGCUGUUGUUCAUUUAAAAUGUGCUAGAAAGGUAGUUAAAUAUUUUGAAAGGGGUCUCCAAAUGUAUACAGAUACUUGUCUGUAAAAAAAUAAGUUUUUGUAAUGCUGCUUUUAUUUGUGAAAUGGGUUAAUAAAAUACAGUUCUGUGGUC